UCAUAGGCUUGCGAUUGUUGAAGCAAGGGAAAGAACCUUCAUGGAUUCAACUGCUAAUUCCUUCAUAUUCCUUCCUCUUUUCCUUCUACCGCCUCUCUUCUGGCUCAUCCUAAAUUACAUCAAAAGUAGAAACCAAUCUCUUCCUCCCGGCCCAAAGCCAUGGCCGAUUGUUGGAAAUCUCCCACAAAUAGGAAGCAAGCCUCACGUUGCAUUAGCCCAACUAGCCCAAGAUUACGGCCCAUUGAUUUCCCUCCGGCUAGGGAGUCAACUUGUGGUUGUUGGGUCAACCCCGGCAGCAGCCACCGAAAUCCUCAAGACCCAUGAUCGGAUACUCUCCGGCCGGCACGUCCCACAUGUUUCAUACGCCAAGAGUCCCCUUAUGAACUAUGUUUCAGUCGGCUGGACUUAUGAGUGCACAGACCAAUGGAGGUUUUUACGUACACUUUGUAAAAGUGAAAUUCUGGGUGCAAAAGUGAUCGAAAACCAGUCCCAUUUGAGAGAGCAAAAGGCGAAUGAGUUGGUCCAGUUUUUGGUUUCAAAGGAAGGCCAGAGGAUCAAGAUUGCAGAAGUUGUAUUUGUUUCUGUAUUCAAUUUCUUGGGACAAAUUUUUUUCUCCAAGGACUUCAUAAGUUAUGAUGAGGUAGAAAAUGGUGGUGGAAUGAGCGAGCUUAUAAGGGAAGUCAUGGAGCUGUGGACAGCCCCAAAUAUAUCAGAUCUGUAUCCAGUUUUAGGUGGACUGGACCUCCAGAGAUUAAGCAAGAAGGCUAGUGUAUGUCACAACAAAAUCUGCAGUGCAUGGCAAGAGAUCAUUAGAGAGAGAAGAGGGAAGAAAUACCAAGAUUCAACGAGGCAGAAAGAUUUCUUGGAUGUGUUGCUUCAGAAUGAUUUCUCAGACGAUCAGAUUAAUUACUUGCACCUGGAACUAUUUGCUGCAGGGUCAGAUACUAGCACCUCCACGGUUGAAUGGGCGAUGGCCGAAUUAUUAAGGAAUCCCAAAUUCUUAGACAUGAUUCGGCAAGAACUUGAUCAGAUAGAAUUCUCAGGGGAAAAUGUGAUAAAGGAAUCAGGCUUAACCAGGCUUCCUUACCUACAAGCAUGCGUUAAAGAAAUCUUGAGAUUACACCCUCCCGCCCCAUUGCUUCUCCCCCGUCGUGCCACGGAAACAUGUCAAGUUAUGAACUACACUAUCCCAAUGGGGACUGAAGUUUUGGUGAACGUAUGGGCCAUUGGAAGAGAUCCCAACAUCUGGGAAGAUCCAUCAAGCUUCAAUCCAGAGAGGUUUCUCAGUCGUAACUUGGAUUUCAAAGGGAAUGACUUUGAAUUCUUGCCUUUUGGUGCUGGAAGGAGGAUGUGUCCUGGAUUGCCUAUGGCAGCUAGGCAAGUAUGCUUGACCUUGGCUUCUUUGAUUUACCAUUUUGAGUGGUCUCUCCCAGACAACAUGCUACCUCAACACAUGGACAUGAGUGAAAAAUUUGGAAUAACACUGCAAAAGCAGCAGCCUUUGGUCAUUAUGCUGAGCCGCAGAAAAUGA
Messenger RNA from Coffea eugenioides, 1531 nucleotides. RefSeq names its product probable (S)-N-methylcoclaurine 3'-hydroxylase isozyme 2. The record is from RefSeq and is a predicted model, not a curated record. The transcript has 2 exons. Bases 41 to 1531 code for a protein of 496 amino acids. Gene Ontology annotation, molecular function: iron ion binding; heme binding; monooxygenase activity. NCBI's taxonomy places the organism in Eukaryota, Viridiplantae, Streptophyta, Magnoliopsida, Gentianales, Rubiaceae.